UUUUCUAUAAGGUUAUCUAUCCCUGUGCGUAGCUCGAUUUCUUCAUUUACGCCCAAGUUGGUUGUACUUAUUAUUGCUAAUGUUGAUGAAUUAAGCUCAUUGUGAUGAAACAUAAUAACUCUAGUGAAAGUUUGAACUUCGGAAGUCAGAAUCCCGUAGGAGGCUCACUAUCUGUUCUCAACUUAUCAGAAGUUGUGACUGGCAACAUUGUUAAUAUACACCAUAUCACAGAUGCUGUUGUUGCUGCAUGGAUAUUGAACGUCACCCUUGUUGUCCCCAAAUUGACCAGAAGUCUUUCUGGAAAGAUGUUUGGUGAGAUAUUGGUCCAUCGUGAAAUUCUUUUUAAAAUUACUUCUUCCUACAGACUCAAUGUCUCUAUCCGGUACAGCAAAUUUUUAGAGAUAUAUCUUCGAUGUCGAUUGGUUUAUAUCUUAAUCUUGAAAAGGAUGUAAAAAUCAUAAAAAAGCUCCCACAAAGAAGAGGGCAUAAGUGGAAUCCUCACUUUAGUGUUAUAUAUCAAUUUCAUAUCUUUGGAAUUAUAUGAACAUGAUAUGGUGAGUUAGAUAAUCAAAGCUAUUAUGCCUCUAUUUUGCAUAUAUUGUGGUUUCAGAUUUAUAUUAGCCUAUUCAGCUAUGCAAAUUGCAUAACCUAUUACUUCCCUGCCGGAGAGAGAAUGUUGAACUUUUGUUCCUUUUAGACAUUAAGAAUAUUGGAGUUUUGAAAGUAACCAUUGCAGUUUUGUUGCCCGUGUGGAAUCAAAGCUUAAUUUUCACUGCGAGUGCCUUGAACACCAAAUUCUUCCUUUGACUCUCUGGUGUCGUCCAUGUAACUAACUGAUUGUUUCUGUUACACUUGGAAUUAUUCCCUAUUGUUGUUAGUUGAAUUGCUGCUACAAAGAUAGAAAUUAUUUUGCAUAUAUCUCAAUAUUCAACUAAUGAAUGGAACCAUUCUUGUU
Messenger RNA from Salvia miltiorrhiza (redroot sage), 955 nucleotides. RefSeq lists its product as uncharacterized. Lineage: Eukaryota; Viridiplantae; Streptophyta; Magnoliopsida; Lamiales; Lamiaceae. The record is from RefSeq and is a predicted model, not a curated record. Bases 105 to 452 code for a protein of 115 amino acids. The transcript is spliced from 3 exons.